AUUGUCAGAUAUUACGGUAAGGUGUAGUAAGGGAGUUCUGCCAAUCAGAUCCGAAAGCAGAGUUCUCGUGGCGUAAGUCCAUCUCCGCCAUGAUUGUUAUUGGCAGUGAAGCCUAAAGAAGGGCAAGGAGGAGCACCACCUGAGUUUCACAAGUAUCAGUACAGUCCGGGCAGAAGCCAUGGUUCAGACGUGCUCAGCGUACGGCUGUAAGAACCGCUACAAUAAAGACAAAGACAUUUCCUUCCACAAGUAAGGGUUUCCGCUGGCCAGGCCAGAUGUUUGUGGUAAAUGGGUGGCAGCGAUGAGGAGAAACAACUUCAAGCCGACAAAGUACAGCAACAUCUGCUCGCACCACUUCACAAGAGACUGCUUCAAGAGAGACUGCAACAACCGAGUGCUGAAGGAGAACGCCGUGCCGUCGCUUUUCACCUUCAACCUUAAGUCGGAGUCCCUGGAGGAUCCCUUCCCCUCAGAGAUCCACUUCCCUCUCUCUCUACCCCUGACCUCUGACCCGGCAAUGGAGGAGGAGGAGGAGCCCGAGAGGAGGCUGCCCGAGCUCCGGUGCGACCUGGUGGCGGUCUCGUGCGACCACAACUACACAGCGGAAGACUCUGCCCGGCAGAAGAAGCGCAUCGAGCAGCUGGUGGAGCAGUUAGGGAGUCUGAAGAAGAGGCUGAAGACGAUGCAGCAGAAGUGUCGGCGGCAGGAGAGACAGCUUAAGAGGCUGAAGGCGACAUGCGGGACACCCAGGACCGGCCGCGAGCUGCCAGCAGCGUUCGGCGAGGGGUACGUGAUUUUACCGAGACACCUCUACCACACACUCAAAGGCACUGAGUGACGAGGAACAGAGAGAGGAGAGACGAGUGCAGUCAAACUGAGUGGCAGAUUAAAAGCCGUCAGCAGCAGCAGCAGUCAGGCAGACUUUUCAAAGAGCUGCUGAGCAAGGCAGCAAACCUCCCGAUCUGAGAGCUGGACUUACUUGUUCGGGAACACAAAUGCAAGACCUUGUGGAAAAUGUCAAUCAGAUUUGGUGGAUACAACAAACUCUUUACAUAUCAAUGUUUGGGCUGCACUGAAAUGUCUAAGACAUGUAGUCUCACUUUAAAUGAAUAGUUCAACACUUUGGGCUUGGUUAUGGCCGAAGCCAUUUCUCGACAAAAGUCUGACGGGUGAUGUGACUCUCUGGAGACUUGUCGUCACAUUAAGGUUGCUAGGCAACAAGUGGAGACGCUGCUCAGAAGUACCGGGCAGGAUGGAUAAACUUUUGUUCUUCAAGAAAUAGUGCCAAAAUGUAUCUCCCUCUAAAAUCACAAACUGACACUUUUUUUAAUGAGCAAGAUACGACCUGUUUGGCUCCAGUUAACUGUUCCGUCCGGUCUUUAGGGUAAGCCAGGCUAGCCAUCCUGCCUGUGUCCUUAACACACACACAUGACGUUUAUAUCCAUACUGUCAUUUCAGUCUCCAAACAAAGCAAAUACAUUCUCCCCAAAAUGUUGAACUGGUCCUUUAAAGAUCCUGGUUUGGGAUUUGAGAAUUCAAUUGGCCACU
Molecule: messenger RNA, 1548 nt
Organism: Etheostoma cragini (Arkansas darter)
Lineage: Eukaryota; Metazoa; Chordata; Actinopteri; Perciformes; Percidae
Gene: thap1
Product: THAP domain containing, apoptosis associated protein 1
Exons: 3
Coding region: 302-838 (178 amino acids)
Molecular function (GO): sequence-specific DNA binding
Source: RefSeq, a predicted model, not a curated record